Rodentolepis nana is the source of this 537-nucleotide messenger RNA. Lineage: Eukaryota; Metazoa; Platyhelminthes; Cestoda; Cyclophyllidea; Hymenolepididae. The record is from the annotation of a GenBank genome assembly.
AUGGCUUGUAGAUGCUCUGCCAAAGAAGCCGGCAUCUCCACGUUGGUUAUGUUGGAUGACCAGGGAGAACAACUGGAUCGUAUCAACGAGGGAAUGGAUCAGAUUAAUGAGGAUAUGAAGGACGCAGAAAAGAAUCUAGAUGAUCUGAACAAAUGCUGUGGUCUCUGUGUACUUCCGUGGAAUAAGAGGAAGGGCAAAGGCGACUACACGAAGCAGUUGAAGGAUGAAGAUGGCUUCGGUGGGGGUGACGGACCAAGAAUCAUUGUCGAUCAAAACGGAAUGGGUCCGACCGGUGGCUAUAUCACAAGGAUAACAAAAGACGCCCGAGAGGAUGAAAUGGACCAGAACAUGCAGGAGGUGGCAGGUAUGAUUGGAAAUCUUCGCAACAUGGCCAUCGACAUGGGCAGUGAAAUCACGCAACAGAACACACAGGUCGAGCGUAUUCACCUAAAGGUGCGUAGACCCUCCACAAUACCCCCUACCCCUCCCUCUCCCCUGCUCUAUUCACUAAUAAGAUCAUUUUUUUCACAAUUUUAA